AUGCCACUGAGAAGGUAUGUCAUAAUAUGACACAUGUAUUCACUUUGAAUGUGAAAUGGAACUUUAAAGCAAAAAAAAAAACAUGCUGACCUCAAUGCUUGUGGUCCCUUGUGUUCUGGGAUAUUGUAACUACACUGAUCUGGUGUAGAUUUACAUUGGUUUAUUUUAUGUGAGUCACUUCAGGCUUGUAUAUUCAGAUAUGAGGGAUAUUUAAACUUCCUUUUGAAGUUUCAGUAUUGAGCACUACUUCUGCCUCAUGACAUGGUUUGCUCAGCCUUUCCUUUCUCAUUUUCCCUGACUGUACAGUGCCUUUUCAUGCUCUGGGAAGGAAGUGCAGUGGCUGUGGGUUCUACAACACAGCACAGGAUGGGGGACUGAUACAACAGCCCAAGGAGCCACAGCCCCAGGAGCCACAGCAAGAGCCAGAGCAGCAGCCCCAGUCCCCAGUGCCAGAACCAUAGAAUUAGAAUACCUAUAAUUCUAUGGAGAGAACAUUAGGAGUCCACCCCAUAGUUAUCUUUAUGCUUCACCCUACUCCCCCAGUCUACACAGACUUAACUAUACUAUCCACCUCUUUCCCAACAUUGCUCUGCCAAGAGUACAGUUAGUCAUGCCUGGGUUCCAGAACCUGGUUCCAGGUCCUUGGGGUCCCGAACUUUGAUCCACAGUCUAUUGUGUUGUACAGCAGUUUUGGGAUUGAAUUUCUGUUAUUACAAACUCAUUAAAAAGGCAUUGCUAUUGAACAAUUUGUUUCACAGAUAAAAAGCCAGCAGAAGAGAAUUGUGAAUGAGGAAUUCAUUUUCUUAGAGAUUCUCCGGUACUUUUGUAUACUUUUUAGCCAGUAGUUCUGAAAGUAGAACUCGCUAGCCAAAAGUGGUCCCCGAAAAUUGCGUACUGCGUGUCAUAUGUGCAGAUAUGUGCACCACAUCAUUGCUCUCUACUGUGUCCGCUGAGCCAUUGGGCCCGCCUUGCAACCUCAUUGGAUAAUGCUGGGCAGACCUCUUGCUAGCUGUCGCUCAAAUGUGAGGGGCUGAAGCUCGUUGACUAGAACUCAAAUUGCUAGGGGUUUGGACCACGUGGGGGGAAAUGUAGGGAAAAUGGAGCGGCACAGCUUCAAGAAAACAGUCGCUUUCAAACUAGGGAUUUUGUGGCUGAUUGAGGUAAGACAGUAAUUCUGCUCAUAGAUUAUGCAUUGAGGUUUAAAAAAUACUUUCUUAGUCGCCAAAGUACUGGAGCAUGUCUUUAAUGUGAAAAUCAGAUGCCUAUAAAGUCAGCCACACAUAAUUUAUUCCCCAUUUUUGUCCCAAGAUGGAAUGGAUUCAUAUGUCAAUAAUAAUGCUUUCACAAAAUGUAUAUAUUUUUUUUUUUGUGGCGUGGGGAUAUUCUUUUUUAUAUAUGUUUUGUGAGGAGUUUGGCAAUGUUUGAGCGGCUUUGCGUGUCUAAAAGCCUAACUAAUUGCUUUAGACUGACAUUUUACAAUGGUAAUGUUUGUAAAACUCAGGUAUUUUAUAUACUGUGUAACAUCAAAUCUGGUUAAUUCCAUGUAUGAGUUGAAUAAACAUUUUACAUAGUCCUGUGGAUUAUCAUGAAUAACACAUGUAUGUAAAUUAUUGAAUAAAUACUGCAGUUAGACAAUGGCUGAUGGCAACUAUAUCUCACUCCAUGCUUAACUCAUUGUUGGUACUGUUGCUCAAACAAAGGAGAAAAGUGGAGUAUGAAAAUAUUGCAUCUGUAUUGCCUUUGGUGUCAUUCAUUGAUGCAGGUGUUGGGAUUCAGUGAUAUUUAACGUAACUAAUAAUAAAUACCAUGAUGGUGUUGAAUGUAAUUUCAGAUUUGUGUCAGUUAUCCCAAAAAUAAAUAGUGAAUAGUGGUGGUAAAGUGUUCUUUAUAAAAACAAAUGCAAUGGACAUUCUGUGAAAUGUAUAGAAAGCCCAUCAAAUUAUACACAUGUACAGACUGGAAAUAUCAACAUGAAAAUAGAAUUCUUGCCUGCUUUUGUAUAAGCUUUAAAUGGCAGGAACUGGCUGAGGGCUGGUUAUGUAUACAGUAAAGCAAACUGGCACCGCAGAUGUGACGCCAUCAGUGGUUCCCAAUGGAACUGGCUGCCCGAGUUAGUACUGAAGAGACUGGGGUUGGAGUUGGCCCAAUGAUGUGUGGGGCUGGGUGAGGAGUUGACCCAAUGAAAUGUGGGGCUGGGGAGGAGUUGGCCAAUGAUGUGUGGAGCUGGGGGAGGAGUUGGCCAAUGAUGUGUGGAGCUGGGGGAGGAGUUGUUCCCACAUGGAAUUCUUGGAACGUGAUUAUGUCAGUGACUGAUGGCAGAGCUGUUGUGCCACCAUCAGAAGUCAGACAGGGAGAAUCAGUCACUGCGAUGAUGACUGGUUGUUGUGAAGAAGACUCCUUUUCUGGACAGUUUAGUGAAUCCGCUGAUGAGUUGUCAGUUUGAAGGGAGGUUUGUGAAGGAUUGUGAGGCUGCGUUCAGGUUAAAACUGUCUGGUGGAUUGCAGAGGUCUUGAAAAAGAAGGGUCAACACUGCAAAUAUUGACUCUGCAUAAACUAAAUGUAAUUGUCAAUAAAAGCCUUUGACACUUAUGGAAUGUUUGUAAUUAUACUUCAGUAUACCAUAGUAACAUCUAACAAAAAUAUCUCAUAUCACUGAAGCAGCGAACUUUGUGAAGACCAAUACUUGUGUCAUUCUCAAAACUUUUGACCACGACUGUACUAUACUGUUCAUGUCCCCUGUAUAUAUGUUGUAGGCCUAUGAUUCCAAGUAAACACUGCUCCCUUGUGGCAUGACACCACUACUUUCUGAAGCAAAUUGAUUUUCUGAUAACACAAAACAGCUGGCCUAUCAGACGUUAGAAGGGUUAAAUUGUUAUUUUGUUGGAGGAAAACCUGACUAAUUGGGUUGCCUGUACCGAGUAAUUUUUAUGAGUGUUGCAGCAAGAGCGGUUGCAGAGUUAUAGCUAGAAGGGAUUUUGUGAAAUUAACAUAAACAGUUUAUAUUUGUUUUGCAUUUUAGCCAACCCUAACGCUUCAAAUACACCGACUGUGUCAUUGCGUUUUGGCACACCAGAAGUACAUUUAUUUCAAAUGGAACACUGCGUUUGCCUUGCAGCAUUGUGUUGCAGAGGCAGUUGCAGUGCGUUCUGUGUGGUGCAUAUGUUGGAUUUAUCGAACGUAUGCCUCAAACUGUAUGCGUAAACGGGUUGACGGAAAUGGUAGCAGAAUGUGAAUGUUGAACUUUUGUUGCACACAUAUCUAGAUGAUGCUGCAUACUAUUUUGCGCAAAACACAGUCGGUGUGUUCAAAUCUGACGUUAAUUUCACAAAAGCAGGAUCCCUUCUAGCCAUUAUCCGGUUUGCUGCCAGCGAUGCAGAAAGUUGCACCAUGAGCGCCCCUCCAGCGCACUAGGUGGCAGUAAUGUGUUCAGGAGCUGGUCAUAAGACAAGUUGGAUAUGAUCACUACGUACUAGCUGUUUUUUGAAAGUGUUAAUUCUACGAGAUAUUAAGACAGGUAUGUUAUUGAUUGUCUUAUUCAUGUUUCCUGCUUUAUAAUAGCUAACGUGUUUUACUCAGUCAUAACAGACCUAUAAACCUAGCUAGCUACUGUAGCAAUCUAGCUAGUGCGUUAGGUUGCUGGCUAGAUUGCUAGCUGUCUGAACGGGUGAUUAAAAUGUCAGGUCAUGAAUCAGGACAUCUAUAGUUGUAAAUAUUGUUUUUACAUUAAUGUAACAUUAGUUUGCUUGGUGUCAUUCCUAUAUAACUAACUAGCCAUGCUAGCUACUAUCUGAGUAGCUAGCUAUCGAUCGGCUUGUCACCGUCAUAAAUGGUUUGUCAGCUACUGUAGAUUAAUGUAUGAACAUGAGCAGAAUGUUUAGCUACAUCAUAGAAGUAUAAUUAUUUGUAAUUGUAUGGUUAUCAUCUAUCAUCAUGAAGGGAGGGAGGCAACCCUGAGGUUACUGUCAAGGGGUUGGGACUACCAAGUACCAUGAUCGCCAACAACUGUCAGUCAAAUGAAUGUAAUAAUUUAUUACAUAUGUAAAGCGCUUUUGAUUAUACAAGAAUAAUAUCAAAGUGCAUAAAAUAAAAGCUGAAAUAGUGUUUUUUUUUUAAACAAGAACAAAAAUAAUAUAUAUAUAUAUAUAUAUAUAUAUAUAUAUAUAUAUAUAUAUACAGUGGGGGAAAAAAGUAUUUAGUCAGCCACCAAUUGUGCAAGUUCUCCCACUUAAAAAGAUGAGAGAGGCCUGUAAUUUUCAUCAUAGGUACACGUCAACUAUGACAGACAAAUUGAGACAUUUUUUUCCAGAAAAUCACAUUGUAGGAUUUUUAAUGAAUUGAUUUGCAAAUUAUGGUGGAAAAUAAGUAUUUGGUCACCUACAAACAAGCAAGAUUUCUGGCUCUCACAGACCUGUAACUUCUUAUUUAAGAGGCUCCUCUGUCCUCCACUCGUUACCUGUAUUAAUGGCACCUGUUUGAACUUGUUAUCAGUAUAAAAGACACCUGUCCACAACCUCAAACAGUCACACUCCAAACUCCACUAUGGCCAAGACCAAAGAGCUGUCAAAGGACACCAGAAACCAAAUUGUAGACCUGCACCAGGCUGGGAAGACUGAAUCUGCAAUAGGUAAGCAGCUUGGUUUGAAGAAAGCAACUGUGGGAGCAAUUAUUAGGAAAUGGAAGACAUACAAGACCACUGAUAAUCUCCCUCGAUCUGGGGCUCCACGCAAGAUCCCACCCCGUGGGGUCAAAAUGAUCACAAGAACGGUGAGCAAAAAUCCCAGAACCACACGGGGGGACCUAGUGAAUGACCUGCAGAGAGCUGGGACCAAAGUAACAAAGCCUACCAUCAGUAACACACUACGCCGCCAGGGACUCAAAUCCUGCAGUGCCAGACGUGUCCCCCUGCUUAAGCCAGUACAUGUCCAGGUCCAAGACAAAAAGCAGUAUCACUGUCAGCCCUGUGGAAUAUGCAGGUGAGUAACUCUGCCCUGUUUGGCAUAUAAAUGCCCAUAUAUAGUUCACCCAAGUUCAUCAGCUGAUAUAUCUGACCAGCUUCAGACCGCCAGCAUAUUUUAGAUUUUCAUUUGAUUUGCAUAUAUUGGUGUCUUAACACUUGAAUAGCAUAUCAAAUAUGGACGGUCAUGUUAUGUACUCCUGCAGGAUUGGACCAAGGGAGAAAUACUUCCACUGUGAGAAGUGCAAUCUCUGUUUAGCCAGUGAUCUACGAGGAAAUCACAAGGUGAUUGUCAACCUCCACUAUGACCCUUAUUAUAUCUGUCGCUGGUCUGUAAAUUGUCAAUGGGCAAUUCCAUGGUAAAGGAAUUACGUUGAGAUCAGAUUUUUCACUUUCAAAUAUAUACCAAACAAAAACUCUUGAUUUCAAAGUUUAGCAAACCGUACAACUCUAAAAUCAAUGGUUUUUGUUUGGCAUAUAUAUUAAUGUGAAAAUUCUGAGAUUUCAGCUUAAUUACGUUAAUGUGGAAUUGCCCCAAUACAAUACUGCUAAUGCCAUGGCUCUUGUCAUUCACUUGAUUUAUCUGUACUAGACUGUUUGUUUGGUUUCAGUGUGUUGAAAAUGUUUCAAGACAGAACUGCCCAGUGUGUAUGGAGGUAAGAUAAUGAAUAGUAAGAUAAGUUAGAUGAUUGCUGUGCAUUUCACUUUAUUAUGUUGUUUAUUAUACACUUGAGUGUACAAAACAUGAAGGACACCUGCUUUUUCCAUGACAUGGACUGACCAGGUGAAUCCAGGUGAAAGCUAUGAUCCCUUAUUGAUUUCACUUGUUAAGUCCACUGCAACGCUGCAGGAUUUUUCACGCUCAACAGUUUUCAGUGUAUCAAGAAUGGUCCACCACCCAAAGGACAUCCAGCCAACUUGCCACAGCUGUGGGAACCAUUGGAGUCAACAUGGGCCAGCAUCCCUGUGGAACGCUUUCGACACCUUGGAAAGUCCAUGCCCCGCAACUCAAUAUUAGGAAGGUGUUCCUAAUGUUUGGUAUACUCAGUGUACAAUAUUGUUUUAUAGAAAUUCACAACCUGUAUAUGAAAAUGUCAUAAGUACUUUUCCUCAUACAGUUUAUAAUCGAUACAUACAUAAUGUUUUGUCUUCUCUCUAACUAAGGAUAUGCACACAUCCAGAAUAGGACCUCACGUUCUUCCGUGUGGCCAUCUUCUACACAAGUAUGACAUUUUCUUCAUAAUACUCUCAAAACCAUUGUCAUUAGCCUAUAUGACCUAUAAAAAAAAAGUUGCAUUGAUGCCACUGUUAAUCUGAUGGCUGAUACAGCAGGUGCAUUAGUGGAGUCUUACUUACUCUUGUCUUCUGGUCUAUGGAAUUAUUUUUAGAAUGUUCACUGGUUUUCUUUUGUUUUUCAGAACUUGCUUUGAUGACAUGGUUCAAAUUGGGUAAUACCCCUAUUCCUUUUCAAAUAUUGUGCUACUAAUCAUAUAUUGAUCCUAAUUACUUUCAAUAACUUAUCAAUCAUAUCAUUUGCAUGACUUUCAUAUAAGCAGUUAUGAUCUGUGUGACUAGGAAUAUUGCCUCUAUAUAUUUCCUCUUCAGUGCGUAUCGCUGCCCACUCUGUAUGCACUCGGCCUGGAAUAUGGAGGACUACGGGGAGGAGAUGGACAAAGAGAUGGCUCAGUCACCCAUGCCCACUGAAUACUAGGAUGCCACUGAGAAGGUAUGUCAUAAUAUGACACAUGUAUUCACUUUGAAUGUGAAAUGGAACUUUAAAGCAAAAAAAAAAACAUGCUGACCUCAAUGCUUGUGUUCUGGGAUACUGUGACUACACUGAUCUGGUGUAGAUUUACAUUGGUUUAUUUUAUGUGAGUCACUUCAGGCUUGUAUAUUCAGAUAUGAGGGAUAUUUAAACUUCCUUUUGAAGUUUCAGUAUUGAGCACUACUUCUGCCUCAUGACAUGGUUUGCUCGGCCUUUCCUUUCUCCUUUUCCCUGACUGUACAGUGCCUUUUCAUGCUCUGGGAAGGAAGUGCAGUGGCUGUGGGUUCUACAACACAGCACAGGAUGGGGGACUGAUACAACAGCCCAAGGAGCCACAGCCCCAGGAGCCACAGCAAGAGCCAGAGCAGCAGCCCCAGUCCCCAGUGCCAGAACCAUAGAAUUAGAAUACCUAUAAUUCUAUGGAGAGAACAUUAGGAGUCCACCCCAUAGUUAUCUUUAUGCUUCACCCUACUCCCCCAGUCUACACAGACUUAACUAUACUAUCCACCUCUUUCCCAACAUUGCUCUGCCAAGAGUACAGUUAGUCAUGCCUGGGUUCCAGGUCCUUGGGGCCCCGAACUUUGAUCCACAGUCUAGUGUGUUGUACAGCAGUUUUGGGAUUGAAUUUCUGUUAUUACAAACCCAUUAAAAAGGCAUUGCUAUUGAACAAUUUGUUUCUCAGAUAAAAAGCCAGCAGAAGAGAAUUGUGAAUGACGAAUUCAUUUUCUUAGAGAUUCUCCGGUACUUUUGUAU
This is a messenger RNA of Coregonus sp. 'balchen', 7472 nucleotides long. The record is from the annotation of a GenBank genome assembly. NCBI's taxonomy places the organism in Eukaryota, Metazoa, Chordata, Actinopteri, Salmoniformes, Salmonidae.